AUGGACACGGAGGAGAAGGACUGCUCCGCUGGGGAGUAUUUUGUGCAGAGGAAGGUUCUGGAUGAGUUACGUCUGGAUGAAGUAGCACAAAAAGGGACAUGGUCCACAAAGCCAACCCUGGGUGAACGGGUGAAAGAGUCCCUGAGGUGUUCGGUGCCCAGGCUGAAGCACACAUUGCUGAGCUGGGUCCCUGUUCUCAGCUGGCUGCCUCACUACUCCAUCAGAGAAAACGCCAUUGGGGACCUGAUCUCUGGCUGCAGUGUGGGCAUCAUGCAUCUUCCGCAGGGUAUGGCAUAUGCCCUUCUUGCUUCCCUACGCCCAGUGUUUGGCCUUUACACCUCCCUAUACCCGGUGCUGGUCUACUUCAUCUUUGGCACUUCCAGACACAUCUCAAUAGGUACGUUUGCUGUGAUCAGCAUCAUGAUUGGGAGUGUGACGGAAAGGCUAGGACCAGAUAUGAACUUUAUUGUUAAUGGCACUAAUGAGACAGGAAGUGUGGACCUCGAUGCACGGGACGCAUACAGAGUCCAGAUAGCAUGUUCCCUCACGGUAUUGGCAGGAAUCUUUCAGAUCCUUUUAGGUGUGGUGAGGUUUGGUUUCGUGGUCACCUACCUGUCUGAGCCACUGAUUCGAGGCUACACCACAGGAUCAGCAUGCCAUGUAUGCGUGUCCCAGCUCAAGUACUUGUUUGGAGUCACGCCAGCUCGCUUCACUGGUCCGCUCUCCCUUAUUUAUACUCUGGUGGAUAUUUGCCGGCUACUGCCUGAGACUAAAGUGCCAGAGCUGGUGGUCAGCCUGGUUGCACUCUCUGUUCUCAUUGUGGUCAAAGAAAUCAAUGAGUGCUACAAAGAGAAGCUGCCUCUGCCCAUCCCGAUAGAAAUCGUAGUGAUCAUAGCAGCAACAAUCAUUAUCCACUUUGGCGGACUUACGAGUAAAUAUGGCAUUGAUGUGGUUGGAGAGAUUCCAAGUGGACUCAAGGCCCCUCGAGCUCCAGAUGCCACAUUGUUCUCAGAGCUGAUAGGCGAUGCUUUUGCAGUGGCUAUUGUGGGAUAUGCCAUCAACAUUUCUCUGGGCAAAACAUUCGCCCUCAAACAUGGCUACAAAGUGGAUAGCAACCAGGAGCUGGUAGCUUUGGGUCUUAGUAACACUGUUGGCGGCUUUUUUCAGUGUUACUCUGUGACUUCCUCCUUGUCUCGCAGCCUCGUCCAGGAGAGCACCGGGGGCAAGACACAAGUUGCGGGAGUGAUUUCGUCCAUCAUCGUGCUUGUCACGGUUUUGAAAAUAGGUUCUCUCUUUUCAGAUCUCCCCAAGGCUGUCUUAUCCACAAUAGUGUUUGUGAAUUUGAAAGGAAUGUUUAAGCAGAUCUUGGAUGUGCCUAUGCUGUGGAAGACCAACAAGGUUGAUCUGCUUGUGUGGCUGGUUACAAUCAUAAGCACCAUCCUGCUCAACCUGGACCUGGGUCUAGCUGUCUCCAUUGGCUUUUCCAUGCUCACUGUCAUCUUCAGGACACAACUACCCCGCUACUCUAUCUUGGGCCAUGUGUCAGGCACUGACCUGUAUCUGGACACAGACACCUACAAGGAGGCUAAAGAGAUUCCAGGAAUUAAAAUCUUCCGUUCAUCUACAACCAUCUACUACACAAAUGCUGAGAUGUACUUGGAGGCCCUGCAAGACAAGACUGGGAUUGAAAUCGGAAAGCUGCUGACGGCAAAGAAGAAGCAAAACGCAAAGCUGAAGCGUAAACUAGAGAAAGAGAAAAAGAAAGCUAAGAAGGAGGCCAAGAAACAAAGAAAAGCAGUCAGCCACCUCUCCAAUGACACAUUAUCAAAGAUGAGUGAGAGGAAAGUCUCUGCAGGACUGAAGGGACAGAGUCAGGGGAAUGUUGUAGCCUUAAGCCUGACAGAAACCUCUACAAAUGGCCUUAGUAAAGGUCAAGUAAACUUGGCUUACCAAUACGACACAACCAUGUCAGACUCAGAUUCAGACACGAGUUGCCACGGCGAUGACGACAUCCCCCAGGUAUCGCACCGCUGUGAUGAGGAAACGGAAAGGGCCCACGGAUCAGACACGCAUAGCAUCAUCCUGGACAUUUCGACAACCAGCUUUGUGGACACUGUCACUGUGAAGACCUUGAAAAAUAUAUUCAGGGACUUUGGAGAGAUUGAUUUGGACGUCUAUCUAGCAGGAUGCCAAGCAUGUGUCGUGGAGCAGCUGGAAACGGCAGGUUUCUUCACAGAGUCCAUCCCAAAGAGCAGGCUGUUCGUCACGGUGCAUGAUGCAGUACUUCAUGUUCUCAAGAAACUGGGCAGGACUGACUUCGUUCUUGACGUGUCCUGCAGCACUCAGAUGUAACCAUCAGGGGUCAGACUGCUCUAACUCUCGCCAUCCUCUUCCUCUUCUUCGGCUGCCGGUUGUAUCAUUGCUCACUAUUGGUCGCCAUCGUCUCCUCCCACUUCAGUGGGGGAGAAUGCACCACCUUGACAUGGUGGCUGGUUGCCAUAGAAAUACAGGGAGCCGUUGCUGUGGCAACAGGGCUUUUAUGAUAUCGUCUAAUGAGAUAGCCAGCAAUACGUCAUCGCAGCGCUCUCCCUCCGUGGCGUGUGUGAGAGACAGAGAAGGGGCGGGGGUUGAGUGGGAGAAUGUAACACUGGACUAAUAGGAGUCUGUAUUUAUAGCUUGUGUGAGAGAGCACAGAGAGAGUGAAAGGUUGACUGUAAGGGGAAACUAAUAUGUGAGAGGUGUUGGCAUAUGUCUGUCUGUCAAUCUUUAUUCUUGAACCAAUGCACGUCUUCCACAACAAAUUAAUAAAAUGUAAAUAUUCGUCAUUGAUAUGACCGGGCCAUUCCCUCUGAGAGGGGUUCUCAAUCCUUAACAACUAAUUGACUCCAAAAGCCUUCAGGAGUGAACUGAAUAGUGGGUAAUGGUGUAAUAGUAGUUACAUUUAAAAUGAGCAGCGGCUUAUAAACACAAUGUGGGUGUAUUUAUAGUCAGUAUUCACACGUCUGAUUCCUCUGACAUCUUGAGCUCCUUUCUAUUUUUGGGAUGCAGUGUCAAGUGCUAUCAUCUGCUAUCAUAACUAUCAGAGGCUAAACAGGGUAUUGAGGUGAAUUAUUUGGUUAGCCCACUCAAAUAUAUUUGCUUCAAUAUUUUGAGAAUGGUUACGAUUAGACGUUUUCUAAUCAUAUUAACUCAUGAACGUUUAUAAGGUGACUCUUCGUGUGCUGUGGGCUUCCCACCACUAUUCAAUGAUCAUCCUGCAGUCAGAGAUCUUCACAUAUUGGUUCCUUGGAUUGACCACUCCAAUGCAAACAAUGUCAAGUGUUGUAAAUUACAAAACACACAUAUUUCCUUGAGAGUGCUUACUGCUCAUGUGUUCUACCUGACUGACUAUGGAUCCAGUUGUCUGUAAAAUGUUUGACUAGUUCUUC
This is a messenger RNA of Cottoperca gobio, 3428 nucleotides long. It is a transcript of the gene slc26a6l2, whose product is annotated as solute carrier family 26 member 6, like 2. Gene Ontology annotation, cellular component: membrane. The coding region runs from base 1 to 2352 and encodes 783 amino acids. The record is from RefSeq and is a predicted model, not a curated record. Gene Ontology annotation, molecular function: secondary active sulfate transmembrane transporter activity. NCBI's taxonomy places the organism in Eukaryota, Metazoa, Chordata, Actinopteri, Perciformes, Bovichtidae. Gene Ontology annotation, biological process: sulfate transmembrane transport. The transcript has 19 exons.